AUGCAUGGAAAAGGCACGUACACAUGGGCUCCAGAACCAAACGGAAAGUCAAACACAUACACUGGUGCAUGGGUCGAAGCGUGUUCACUCUGGACAACUGAACCCAAGCGAUAUGAUUCACUCGAUGUGAUAAAUGAAUGGCGUGUGGGACAAUGGAAAGACGAUAAGAAACAUGGGACAGGCACGGUCACAUGGCCUCCAGAACCGAACGGAAAGUCAAACACGUACACUGGUGGAUGGGUCGAAGGUAAAAGAACAGGUCACGGUGUUUAUAUCUUCGCUAAUGGUGACCGUUACGAGGGAAUCUGUUCACAAAUCACUAGCGUGUUCACUGCGAAGAACUGA
Molecule: messenger RNA, 345 nt
Organism: Adineta ricciae
Lineage: Eukaryota; Metazoa; Rotifera; Eurotatoria; Adinetida; Adinetidae
Source: the annotation of a GenBank genome assembly